Molecule: messenger RNA, 4787 nt
Organism: Cavia porcellus (domestic guinea pig)
Lineage: Eukaryota; Metazoa; Chordata; Mammalia; Rodentia; Caviidae
Gene: Marveld3
Product: MARVEL domain containing 3
Exons: 3
Coding region: 92-1258 (388 amino acids)
Cellular component (GO): membrane
Source: RefSeq, a predicted model, not a curated record
CAGGUGCCCGCCGCCACCCCGCCCUGGGCCUGGCCGCCUUCCCUGUAAACUUUGUGGCUGGCUGUUGCCCUUCAGUCAACAGAGCCGGGCCAUGGAAGAGACGGGAACUCCUGAGCCCCGCGCCAGGCCCAGAGAGCGAGACCCAGGGAGGCGACCUCGCCUAGACCGAGACCGCCACCCCGAGCGCGCGCGGGACCGAGCUGGGGACCCGCGCAGGGAGAGGAACGGGGGCGCGCGGAGGAACGGCGGGGACCGGCGCGAGGAGCCGGACAGGAGGAGGGAGCGCGACCGCCAGGACCGGCACAGGGACCGGGGCCCUCACGCAGGUGAACACAGAGUCCCGGGAAAGUCCCGCCAGAACCGGAGGCCAGGGGAACCCCGUGUGCACACCCGGGACGAGACCCCGCCCCCCUGGCCCACGCCUAAGGAAACCCAUGAGGCGCCACCCCCAAGGAAGGAGGACUUCCUGUGCCAUGGACCCGAAAGUUAUAGCAAACUCGCUUCCGGGAGAUAUGUGCCCUCACACCCCAGUGCUGGAGGAGAGGAAGUGGAAUAUUACCAGUCAGAGGCUCAAGGACUUCUGGAAUGUCACAAAUGCAGAUACUUGUGCACUGGGAGAGGUGUGGUACAGAUAAUGGAAGUGAUUUUGAAUGGGAUGGUUCUCAUAUGUAUCGUGGCCUCCUACUUUGUCCUUGCCGGAUUCAGCGCCAGCUUUGUCAGUGGCAGCAGCUUUGGGAACAACUAUUACUCACCAUUUGAGGGCAGCGAGCUGGAAGAAGUUCGGCAGUUGGACCAGCAAUACACUAUCCUUCGGUCACCCCUUAUAUACAGCGGUGUGGCUGUUUCCCUGGGCCUGGGUGUCCUCACCAUGGGUGUUCUACUCCAAGGAGCCAAGAGUCUAACAAAACUGCCUGGGAAAUGGCUCCUCUUGGAGGCCACCUUCAGUCUCCUUGCUGCAGUGGGCUACUGUAUAGGCAUUGGCAUUUACCUCCAUGUAGCUUUGCAGAUCAAUUCCACGGACACCUGCAAAAAAAGAGAGAGGCUGUAUGCCCGCAGAGGUCUCACCUGGAUGAACUGCCAGCUGGCAGGCACUGACGGAGCAGCAGCCACCUUCGCUUGUAUUUUGGUCAUUAUGUAUGGUGUCAGCGUGGUCCUGGCCCUGCAGAGCUACAGAAAACAGAAGCUCUCUAAAGGCAGCCAAGAACAGCACAGAAAUUACAUUGAUGCACCAGAAUACCUGUGGUCUGAGACAGUUUAAGGAGAUCUUCCAACCCCAAAUGUCAACCUUCCCUCGCCUGUUUCUCUCAAAAAGGCAGUUCCUUUGAAGUCAAUUAGAUAACUGUGGUUUUCACCUGCUUGACUUUGUAGGUGCUGCUUUUAGUACCAAUGCAAAAAUUAAGUAAUUGUCUCAUUUUUCCAUUGUAAAAGAGAUCCAUGAUUGCUGACUGAUUCAAUGAUAGCUUACUGCAGAGAACAACGUAAGAAGUGAGGGUACCCUCACCAGAAAGAAACAGCUCACUAGUCAGUGUAAUGCUAAAAGGUAGGAACUGUACAUCAAAGGGUAACAGUUCCAGAGUUUCAGUAGAAAUCACACCUGUCUUGUCUGAAGUCAUCAGAAGAAACAUGCCAACGCCCCUUUCCCUUUCGCCUUGUGGUCCCAGAGAACGAUUUUUUUUUUUUCUUUUUUGCAAUAGGGUCUUGCUAUGCAGUUCAGGCUGGCCUUGAGCUCACUUUGUAGUCCAGGCUGGUCUCAAACUCAUGACCCUCCCACCUCAGACUCCUGAGUGCUGGGAUUACAGGUUUGAGCCACCACGCCUGGCUCCCAGAGAACAAUUAAGCAGUUAUUCUUGUUCCCUCAUAGAGGGAAGCACUCUGCUAUUAGAGGGCCACCAGAGUGUACCCUAAGCAGUUGGAGUCCUGACCCAGGGAAACAGAUGCUUUUAGCAGGCACAAUCCUCCUUGGGAAUCCUCCCUCAGGGUCCAGGGCUAAUGUCUCCUACCAGCUCUUUUUUGCUGUGGCAAAUCAUUCCAUUGAAAUUCACCUUUUUGAAAUGUUUCCUAAGGUUUUUUAAUGAGGUUUCCAAAUACUGAGAAAAUUUGUAAAAUUAAAUGUUGUUCAAUUGAUUUCAAAAAGAAAGCAGUUAAUUUUUUUAUAUUUUCAUCUUAAUUUAUACUUGUUCUUGUUCUUUACACCCAGUCUGUUUAUGUCAGAUCCAGGUAAAAACACUUACAUUCAUAUUAUGGAGGUCUUUCUCUAAGUGUUGUCUUUCUUUUCAGUAGCUAAUCCUCAUGGAACCUGUCCAAGACAAAGGGUCAAAAGAGAACCUCAUAAAAAUAAGUAAGUAAUAAAAAUAAAACUUGGAAGAAGAUAAGCACCUGGAAAAUUGUGUGCUUAAUUGAAAUAACGUUAGCCAUGCCUCUGAAAGGUAUGACACUGUCACUGUUCACCUGGAGCAGUGGCUAUAGUCCUAGGGUUUCACUGAAUGGCAAUGCUUACCAGCAGCAGAAAUCAGAUAGCCAUUCUUCAGGAGCCUAACAUCCCUCCACAUAACGUUCUCAUCUAGGCUCUGUUCACUGAACAUGUCGCGGUUAGAGUUUUGUCCAUGUUGGGUUUUGUGAUGAAGGGCACUGUGGCCUGUGUGACCCCAGCUUUGGGCCCAAACCCGGGUAGGCCCCUGUCCCUGGCAGGAAUCCCCAUUUCACUGACUGGAGCCCAUCAGUGGCUAAUGACACUCCAUCAGUAGUUUCAUAAUGUUCAAAAUGAUUUAGUAAACCUGUUUGUAUUUACUACCCCUAAGCCAGGCCAAGGGUUAGUCACAUGUUAGACAAGCAAAGUAAGUGGUUUACUUGACAGUUAACUUUUCAGGGAAUGAUCACUAUGUGCCAAAUACAUUACCGUGUUUUAAAAAAAAAAAAAAGCAUUCUAUCUGCAUCAUUUCGUGUAAGCUUGUAACUGACAGUAGAUACCAUUAUUUCCACUUAAAUGACAAAACAAAAUUGGGCUAACGGAGACAGCUCAAAGGCAAGUACUUGGGUAGCAUUGUGAGGCUGAGUUUGAUGCCCAGCACCACAAAAAGGUGGGUGUUGUGGUGCGUACCUAUAAUCCCAGAAUUUGGGGAGGCUGAGGCAGGAGAAUCAUGAGCUCUAGAUCAGCCUGGAUGCACAGAACCCUGUCCCAAACAAAACAAAACACAGAAACUAGCCUUAGAGGAAAUGUACCUUGUCUAAAGUUCUUAAGUGGCAGAGACAAAACUCAGACCCAGUGAGUCCCACACAGGAACACUUAAUGAAUAAUUCAUUCUUACAGCCUUUAGUAUGUCAGGAAAGAUGCAUAAAGUGAAGAACAUGUUCAGAACUUUGUUGAUACUACCACAGACUAGGAAGAUGUGUAUCUAAUGGAACUGAGGUAUUAAAGGAGGUAAUAGUGUAGUCCCAGCAUCUAAAGGUGCUCAGUAAAGUUGUUGAGUAUGAUACUGUACACACUAUUUCCCUGUUACCUAUUCUUUAUGUUGCUCUUUAUGUUUUGGGUUUCUCAUCUAAGAGAAACCAUGCAUUAUUUAAGCUUGUAUGUCUUUUUACUUAACAUUAUGGUCUCUAGGUACCUACAAAUAACUCAAAUUUAUCCUUAAUUUCAAUUGUGUGCAAAUACCAUUAUUUUCUUUAUCCAUUUAUCUGUUUAGUAACAUAUUUGAGACAGGGUCUCACACUGUAGCCCAGGCUGGCCUUAAACUCACAAUUCUUCUGCCUCAGCCUCCAGAGUACUAGAAUUACAAGUGUGCACCACUCUGGGCUCCGAAUGAAGUUUUUAAAAAUGUUCAUUCUGCGAAAUGAAGAGGAAAUCUGCAAAAUGGCUUUAACAUGGCCUUUAUUUGGAGGUAGCUAAUAUGCUUGAAUUCAGAGAUUAUGGAACAGUAACCCCAGUGGUGUCAAAAAGCACCAAUUUUGGGUGCUGUGGAUUGAACUCUCGGCCUUCACACUGAGCUACAUCCCCAACCCUUUUUUCUUUGAGAUAGGUUCUCGCUGAAUUGCCCAGGCUGGGCUCCAAUUUGCCAUCCUCCAUCCCUCAGCCUCCCAGAGUGCUAGGAUUACAGGUAUGUACUAUCACACCUGACCUAAAGACACUAAUUUUGAGGUAUAACUGGAUUACGACUAUCUUUUGAGCCCAUACUCACCACUACAUCUGAAAUCCUGACACUGAGCCCACUGCAUUAUGAAAAAUGUGGUGGCCAGUUUCUCUCUUCAGCCCCUAGGACUUAAGAGAGUCUGUACAUUGUUUACAAUCGAGUUUCUUCUGGUCAGCUGAUAACCUUCAUGUAAACAAGGACUGUUUCUUGCCUUAGGAAUUUGUUUAAACAUAUAAGCCAAGUCAGAAUGCUUUCUAAAUUAAAAACUUCUACUGUUAUUUCAGCAGAAAAGGUGCUACAGUUUGGGUAUGGGUCCCCCACAAGGAUCCAUUGACAGAUGACUAGAUCCAGUUUGGUGCUAUUGGGUGGCAGCAGAACCUUUGGGAGCCCACCGUAAGAUCCUUGGUCAUCAGGAUUGUUUCCUCUGCAGGGCGUUCUUGUGGGACUCCUUGAAAAGUAGUUCUUGAGAGGGGAUGGAUGUAAAGCUUGAAUCUUGUCCUACCCAGCUUUCCCUGUUCCUAGUUUGAGAUGUAAUCACCUAUUCCCAAACAUGGUUCUGCCACUGCUACCCACCACAUGACCUGGCAAGAACUGACCUAAUGCCAGUGCCAUUCUCUGGAACUUCCACAAUUGUGAGCUGAAUAAACAACUUCUUUGUAAGUA